AUGGAUUAUCAUUCCAUUGAGAGAAUGAACCUCUUGGCAGUGUCUGAAGUGGAUCCCUCUGUGUUUUUUGCUGCCAUUUAUGACGAGAUUCACGUUUAUCGCUUAAACGCAAGAAGUGAUAAAACGCUUGAUCCAAUAAUGAAGCUCUUACAUCCUCCGCACGAAACGUUGGGACCUGCAUACGAUAAUUUUUCUACAAAGGAGAUCAACGCGAUUAAAGUUGGGAAGCUUGGUACUGAAGAGGUUCUCGCGAGUGUUGGAUCAAGAGGUGACAUACGUGUCUGGUUCACGUCAGCUCUUGAUCGUAAUCCUAUAUGUUUGACCAACAAUGAGUCCACAUGGGGAAUAGCAAUGCACGGGCCUUCUCGAUUAUUAGCAGUUAGUGCGAAUUCACGUGAAAUUACCAUAUUCAACUUUAGAAAUGGAUUGCUUUCCACUGGGGACCAACCCAAAUCUCAACUGUCAGGGACGGGCGAUUAUCCGGCACAAUAUGCAGAUGUGGUGUGUCGACUUAAAGAUAAGCAUGAACCGGCCCAGAGGGAUAGAACUGUACUAAGUGGACAUUUGCACAACAUACCGAAUAUAUGCUUCAGUCCUUGCGGGACGUUUCUUGUAUCAUGCAGCAUAGACCGUACGUGUCGUGUAUGGAAUGUUCAUACUGGGGAGCACAUUUUGACGCGAACUGUCGGCGGCUUUUGGGGAUGGACAGUCUGCUUUGUGUCUCCUUCAUCAUUUGAAAGCGUUACUCGAACAACACCCACGUCUGGUCGUCAAACUACAUCAAAUCAUGUUCCAACUGUACAAGCAAACGCGAACCAUGAAACGAAUCUGCUGCGCAGAAAUCACAACUUUGAUGACACUGACUCGGCAUCUUCACACGAACUUGGCAGUUUUGAUAUAGGUGACGGAGAUAGUGAAAGCCCAUUAUCUGAAGGAGUGCGCACUGGACAUGAGGAUACCGAAUUCUCCGAUGGUUAUUACGAUGAAAACGAUUCCCUGUUUGACAUAGAGUCACUUUCUAUCUCAGAUGACGAGUCUAUAGCUACUCAUUUGCUAGACUCCGAUGAUGAUGCAGAUUUGCUAGAUUUGCUCGAAGGGAAUGGAGAGAGUGACGAGAAUAGCAAUCACGCAACAGUUGACGAUGACGCUCAAUCACAAUCUCCGAAAAGAGCUUUGCCCACUUUACCCAGAUCCAUAACUGUUGACGGAACAACUAUAACACUACUACGCUAUGAUUUGGCGGUUAGCUCGCCUCCGACUGCUUCGUUUAAUGCUCGCAACGAAAGCGACAGACCUCGUAUUAUUCCGUCUACUCCGUUUGAUAUUAUUGACAAUGAUAGCUAUUCUUUUCAUCCAUCUGCUUCGUUUAAUACUCACGAUGGGAUCCGCAGACCUCUUCUUUUUCCGACUUUUCCUGACGCUAUACCACAGACAGUCUCUACUACUACAACAGACACAGAUAAUCUUCCGACGGAUCUUGUUCUCUUCGGUACUUUGUAUGACUUGUACCUUCUGGAUCCUAAGAAACGUCUAGCUCAGCUAUGCUGUGAGAAGCGUGUUAUCCACAUGGAUUCUCGCAUUCCGUUUGGGCAUGAUAUUUCCGAUUCAGUGAAUAUAACUGAGUGGAUACCCGAUCUAUCGCUCGCCGUAGUUGCUAGUAAAAACGGGAAAGUUGCACUAGUCAGAAUUCUCAAAUUGCAUGAUGAGAAUGGAAAUGAGAAGUAUUUCUUUCGCGUUGAGAAACGCCUUCCUGCAUCACGUUCAACGGUGCCUCUGUUGGGAAUAUUUGUCAGUAAGCAUGACAAGGUUUCUGACAAAUCUCUUAUUCAUUAUAACUUGUAUUUCGUCUAUCAUGAUGGGAAGAUGUCUUGCUAUGAAUUAAGAAAGAGAGCAAAUGACAACCCGUUAAGAAUGGACACUUUGAUGAUUUGA
Messenger RNA from Paraglomus brasilianum, 1932 nucleotides. The record is from the annotation of a GenBank genome assembly. NCBI's taxonomy places the organism in Eukaryota, Fungi, Glomeromycota, Glomeromycetes, Paraglomerales, Paraglomeraceae.